Anneissia japonica is the source of this 1357-nucleotide messenger RNA. RefSeq lists its product as uncharacterized. Gene Ontology annotation, cellular component: intracellular anatomical structure. The coding region runs from base 472 to 912 and encodes 146 amino acids. The transcript is spliced from 3 exons. The record is from RefSeq and is a predicted model, not a curated record. Lineage: Eukaryota; Metazoa; Echinodermata; Crinoidea; Comatulida; Comatulidae.
UCACUCUUUCAGCUUUUAUUCGGAACUCACAUUUAAAACUGAAUAUAAUACAAUGUAAAAGAACAAUAUAAAAGUGACUUUAGAGCUACGUAAAAGAAAAAGACCUGUUACAUCGCAUAUCAAGAUAAUAGAUUAUAUUUGGGAGUAGAGCUUUUUAUUUUCCCAAAAAGAUUUUCCAGAGAGUUGUUAUCAAAUGACAUCACUGCUUUAUCUGUUUGGUUGGUGCGUUCAUGCAUACGAAAACAGUAUCAACCAGGCUUGACCAUGGAGGAAAGAAAAGGGAUUGACCUUGUGUAGUACCAGUAUUGCGAUAUACAGUUAGUAUUAUUUGCUGGAAAUUGUGUAGUUUCAGUACUGUACUGUAAUUACAGGCCUAGUUAUCGAUUAUUAUUUAGAAUAGACACCAACGACAAGGCGUUAAGGUACACAGAAUUGUCACGACGUUUCAUAGUCGUCUAAGGAAUAACCUAAAUGGAGGCUCUAAGUAAAAAAUCGGCUGAGGAAUUAAUUGCAGAAUUUGGUCUUCAAGAACACAUUGAAGGGGGAUAUUACAAGGAGACAUACCGAUCCGAACACAGUACUGCAAUAUAUUACCUGGUUACCAAAGAGAGCGGAAUUGUAUGGCACCGCAUUAGGGGAAAAGAUGAACUCUGGCAUUAUUAUGCUGGCGAUCCUAUUGAAGUGUCGCUUGCAAAUCCUGAGGGUGUUUCAAUGGGCAAGCGUGUGGUCGGACCAGACUUGACCAAAGGUCAAACUUUCCAACUACUGAUACCAGGCGACCACUGGCAAAGUGCCAAAUGUCUAGAUGGCGGAAAGUGGACAUUGUUUGGCUGCACCGUUAGUCCAGCCUUCGAGUAUAAGAAUCUUCAGAUUGCCCCAGAUGAUUUUAAACCAAAAGAAGGUACCGACUGAAGUCCAAUAAUACUAUUUGGCUGUUUCAGAGGGGCAAUUCAUGUUAAUCUUUCCCUUCACUGGCAGUCUUUUUUGUUGUCUAGUUUUUGUUCGUUGCCAAUUGUUUAAAUAAAUAAAUAAAAAUAGAGUGUAAAGUUCUUCUUGGAAGGGAACUGAUUAUCUAAUAUAAUUAAUACUAGCCUGGAUACCGAACAGCAGUGUACUUUACUUAAAUUUUUUCCCUCUUAUUUUUCGUCCUCUUUCAGCGACACGGCCGCAUUCUCCAAAAACUACACUCUGCAGAACAUGUUCAACUUUUAUGUUAACAUAUAGGCUCCCAUUUCACUCUUUUCUAUAUCAUAUUUUUGUUGUUUGUCACUUAAAUGUCAUUUUGUCUACCAAGCAUAACAUAUUUCUGGAUAUUUUAUAUAUAGACCAAUAAAAGUUUUUGCAUGGAGGUAAAAAA